Raphanus sativus (radish) is the source of this 2104-nucleotide messenger RNA. RefSeq names its product probable galacturonosyltransferase 14. The record is from RefSeq and is a predicted model, not a curated record. Gene Ontology annotation, molecular function: polygalacturonate 4-alpha-galacturonosyltransferase activity. The coding region runs from base 526 to 2103 and encodes 525 amino acids. The transcript has 6 exons. Lineage: Eukaryota; Viridiplantae; Streptophyta; Magnoliopsida; Brassicales; Brassicaceae.
UUAAGACACCAAUUCAUUAAUACUCAUUUAAUUAUUUUAGAUCUUGAAAUAAAGUAUAGUUUUUUAUUUUUUUUUAUAUCCACCGGCAAAAUGAGAUCACUGGAGAACAAAAGAGCUCUUUGAUAUUCCUCUUCGUUCAUUUCUUCUUUUUUUUGUUCCCUCUGUUUUUUCUUCUUCUUCUUCCUCCUCAUCUCUUUGAAUUCGAAACUUGAUCUCUGAUAAGACUCUCUGAUUAAAAGACGUGACUUUGCGACAACCCCAAUUUGGAUUUUAUCGUAUUGAAGCAAUCUCCAGAGGAGUAGGCGGGAAUCUCAAAUUUUGAUUGAUGGUCUGAAAAUCCAAUGCGGUCUACGAGAAGACCACAAGGAAGAAGAAGAAGAAGAAUAGCGACAAGGAGCCAAUCAGAGACGGAACUCGGAGGCUAGAUCGAGAAUCGGAAGAUCGGAGAGGAGGGGCGGAAUCUGAUCUGAUGUUGGGAUUGAUACGAAUUAGGGUUUUGGAUACUGUGAUUGUUGUGGUGGAUCAAUGAUGCAGCUACACAUAUCGCCUAGCAUGAGAAGCAUCACGAUCUCGAGCAGCAAGGUAGGUGCUGCUCGUCACAUCUCUUACCGAACUCUCUUCCACACCAUCUUGAUCCUCGCCUUCUUGUUGCCUUUCGUCUUCAUCCUCACCGCUCUUGUUACCCUCGAAGGUGCCAACAAAUGCUCCUCCAUUGAUUGUUUAGGGAGGCGGUUAGGUCCACGCCUUCUUGGUAGGGUAGAUGAUUCAGAGAGACUAGCUAGAGACUUUUACAAAAUUCUGAACGAAGUAAGCACUCGAGACAUUCCAGAUGGUUUGAAGCUUCCAGAUUCUUUUCAUCACCUUGUUUCCGACACCAAGAACAACCGCUAUGAUGCCAAAACAUUUGCUCUUGUCUUGCGAGCCAUGAUGGAGAAGUUCGAACGGGACAUCAGAGAAACCAAAUUCGCAGAGCUCACGAACAAACACUUCGCAGCAAGCUCCAUUCCCAAAGGCAUCCACUGCCUCUCUCUAAGACUGACAGAUGAAUACUCCUCCAACGCUCACGCUCGCAGACAGCUCCCUUCGCCAGAGCGUCUCCCUCGUCUCUCAGACAACGCUCGCCACCAUUUCAUCCUCUCCACCGACAAUAUACUGGCCGCAUCCGUCGUGGUCUCCUCCGCCGUGCGGUCGUCUUCCAAACCGGAGAAAAUCGUCUUCCACGUCAUCACAGACAAGAAAACAUACGCUGGUAUGCAUUCCUGGUUCGCGCUAAACUCUGUUUCCCCCGCGAUUGUGGAAGUCAGAGGUGUUCAUCAGUUUGACUGGCUGACGAGAGAGAACGUUCCGGUCCUUGAAGCCGUGGAGAGCCAUAACGGUCUAAUGAACUAUUACCAUGGGAGUCAUGUCGCUGGUGCGAACCUCAGCGAAACAACUCCGAGAAGAUUUGCUUCCAAGUUGCAGUCUAGGAGUCCUAAAUACAUUUCUUUGCUCAACCAUCUUAGAAUAUAUAUACCUGAGCUGUUUCCGAACUUGGACAAGGUGGUGUUCUUAGACGAUGAUGUAGUUGUACAGAGAGACUUGGCUCCGCUUUGGGAUGUUGACCUGGGUGGGAAAGUCAACGGAGCGGUGGAGACUUGCAGGGGUGAAGAUGAGCGUGUGAUGUCCAAGAGGUUAAGGAACUACUUCAAUUUCUCACACCCGCACAUAGCGAAGCAUUUGGAUCCUGAGGAAUGCGCUUGGGCGUAUGGUAUGAACGUGUUCGAUCUAAAAGCUUGGAGAAAGACAAACAUCAGAGAAACGUACCACUUCUGGCUAAGAGAGAAUCUGAAGUCGAAUCUGACAAUGUGGAAGCUUGGAACCUUGCCUCCAGCUCUUAUCGCGUUUAAGGGUCACGUCCACAUAAUAGACUCGUCGUGGCAUAUGCUGGGGUUAGGCUAUCAGAGCCAGACCAACGUAGAGAGUAUCAGGAGAGCUGCGGUGAUACACUACAAUGGGCAGUCAAAGCCGUGGCUGGAGAUUGGUUUCGAGCAUCUAAGGCCAUUCUGGACAAAAUAUGUCAACUACUCGAAUGAUUUCAUCAAGAACUGUCACAUCUUGGAGUAGC